Molecule: messenger RNA, 996 nt
Organism: Mycena citricolor
Lineage: Eukaryota; Fungi; Basidiomycota; Agaricomycetes; Agaricales; Mycenaceae
Source: the annotation of a GenBank genome assembly
CUCGUGAUCAACAAAAGUGUUGGCACCUGAUCAUUUGAUCUCGGCCGUCAUCAAGAAAAUUUUCAUUCGCUACCAUGCACAUUAUACACUCGAUCUCAAAACUUUGUGUGCCCACCCUUCACCUUCAAGACAGCCUCCACGCGCUCUCUCAUCUUCUUGGUAUGCUUCGUUAUGUCUUCCAAUGGCAUUCUCUCCCACUCCUCCUGAAUGGCUAUUUUGAGAGUUUCGAGGGUAGUUGGGCGUGGCUGAUGGGCACGCACACGCCUUUUCAGCUCCUUCCAGACAGGUUCGAUCGGGCUGAGGUCGGGAGAGUUUGCAGGAUGUGGGAAGAGGGCAAUUUCGUGGGAAGAGAACCACUGGUGCGUCACCUUGGCUGUGUGUGAUGGAGCCCCGUCUUGCUGAAAUCGCAUACCAGGCCAUUUUUUCUUCGCUCCUUCCAUUGCCUCCAUCAAGACACCCUCUAGGACCUGCUCACAGUAUCUGCCUGCUGUCAUACCCCCGCCCUUGCCCCCAGGGUACUCCAAGAUGAUGAGUGGCCCUUUCCACCCAGUUGUGACACAUCCCCACACCAUUACCCGGAGCGCUGACUGUUUGAAGGUCGGAAUGAGGCAUGCCUCAUUGUACUCUUCAUUCACGUGUCCCAGUCUUCUCCCUCCCGUGCACAUGCCCACUCCAAUCGUGCCUUCUUCUGCUGCUGGGUUAGGAAGGGAACCUUCCUCGCAAUCCUCCGGUGCAUGCCCCGUUUGUCUAGUGCCCGUGCAACUGAUUUAUCUGAGAUUUGUGGCUCAAUUUCGUUUGCAAUACUUCGGAAUGGCUUUCGGCGAUCUGCAAGUGCUUUUCGGUGGAUCUGUCGCUCCAUCUGGGGUGUUAUCUUCGGGGGUCUACCACUGCGAGGUCGAUUUUCGACCGACCCAGUCUCCUGGUACUUUCUCCAUAUCUUUUGUGCGGUGUCAUAUGGAAUGCCAAAUGUAUGUGAAUGUUUGCCGAGGUGCUUGU